AUAUUUGUCAAUGUAAUGAACUUUGCAGAAGCUGGAAGAUGUCAUUCCUAUAGCACGGAGGAGCAGGUUACAUUCUUGCCCUAGUCUGGGGUGGGUUGCCCAAAGCUGGUGCAAACUCUGAUGAGGAACAGGUUAAAUUGUUUCUGAUUUCUUUCUCUAUUUCUCUCCUCCUUCUCUUCUAUUACAAGGAGGGGAAAGGGAGGGGACAGAAGAGUAGCUAAAGAUCAAAAAUAAACCUCUCAGGGGGUGGGGAAUAGCGUGUGUAUAUAUAUAUGAGGAGCUACCACAGGCAACCCUGAUGCUUCCACUCUGUGAGAAGUAAAAGGAAGGAAUCAGGAGAGGGGUGGGAGUUGGACUGGUGAUUAGCAGAUAGAAUCUCCCAUACGGGCUGGAGAGUGUGCUUUCUCUAUGGGACUGACCCUCUGCAGUGACUCGCACGCUAUUAGAGGGGACUUAUCAGUUUUUGCUCCACUGCUUGCCUCUGGUUGCUGCGUCUUUAGAUUGCUGUUUUGGUGCGAGGGUGCCUUGUGUUUGUUGGAAUGCUCCAUAUUGCUGCCAGUAUUCGAAUGUUAAUAUCUAGAUUUGUAUUUUAUUUACUCUGCCUUACAUAAUUUAUUGCAUUGCCGUUUGUGUAUCUGGUGAAUCGGGAGGUUCUUCCACUCAGAUUUAUGUAAGACAUUUUGGGUUAAUUUGUCUUUCAGGGGUGAUGCACUUUUAUUUUCUUGCCUGUUAAUCAUAUACCACUCAUUGGUUAAUGCACAUACUUUCUGCAAAACAGUCCCCAUUAUAAACUUGUUUAAUUUCAAAAACCACUUGGUUUAGUUUGCGAAAGGUAUAUUGCUAGAGGUUUUGCUCAGACAGUUAUUAAUUGAACAAUUAGAGUAAUCAGUGUUUUCAUUUCCUUCCUUUUUAUAUGUGAAUGCUGAGAUUCUUUGCAAUGGGUUUCCUUUACCAUCUAUAUUUUGCCCUUUUGCUUCUGGUUUGUUCCACUGCUGCUCGUGUGAUUCCAGAAGUAGAAGUAACAGUGCCAGAACUUCUUGCAGGAUCCAAUGGGAAAAUGACCUUGCGAUUUACUGCACUAGGCAGAGAUAUAGCGCUCCAUUUAGUUCCUGAUGAUGCUUUUCUUGGACCAAGGAUGCAGAUCAAACAUGUAGGUAGAGAUGGUGGGACUCAGACAAGCAUGGAUGGGUUGAGGACCUGUUUUUAUUCUAGUAUGGAACCACUGGCAGCUGUCAGUCUGUGCAAAGGUGUUCAGGGUGCCUUUAUGCAUGGAAGUGAUAGUUAUGUUAUCCAGCCCAGAAAAGGAUUUAGAGGUCAGGAGAAACUUGGUCAACACUUGGUAUUCAAAGCACAGAAUAGGAACACAAGUUGGCAUGUUAAAUCUCCAGAACCUACAGAGGACAUAAACAACCAGGACUGGGCAAAAUAUGACCUAAAUACUAAAGACACUAAAAGAAACAACCCAACAUUUGCCCAAAAAGGAAGUGAAAUUGGGAGCGCUCAGAACUUGGAAGAAAACUCUGACAUAUGGGCCAUCCAUGACAUAUCAAACAGCGAUGUAAAGGGAGAGGCAGUUCAUCCAUUUCGACAUCGAAGGUUUGUGUCCGAGGAUCGAUUUGUAGAGAUUUUGCUGGUGGCAGACAAUACAAUGGUUCAGUUUUAUGGAGAUGAUUUAGAGCUCCAUCUUCUGACACUGAUGUCAGUGGCAGCUCGAAUCUACAAGCACCCAAGUUUGAGGAACUCUGUGACUCUAGUAGUGGUGAUGGUCAUACUUGUGGAAGAUGGUGGGUCUGGACCAGAUGUCUCAGAUAAUGGAGGACUAACUCUUCGUAAUUUUUGUAAAUGGCAACAGAAUUUCAAUCCAUCAAGUGAUCGCAAUCCUGAACACUAUGACACUGCCAUUCUCCUUACCCGUCAGGAUAUUUGUGGACAUGAGAGCUGUGACACACUAGGAGUGGCUGACAUUGGAACAGUGUGUGAUACGAGCAAGAGUUGCUCUGUGAUUGAAGAUAAUGGACUGCAGGCUGCUUAUACCCUUGCCCAUGAACUUGGUCAUGUCCUUAGCAUACCCCACGACAACUCCAAAAACUGUGAGAAGUAUUUUGGAGAGCUUGGAAGGCACUACUUGAUGGCUCCACGAUUGCAGCUUAACAAAACUGUACCAUGGUCAGAAUGCAGUGCUAUGCACCUAACUGAAUUCUUUGACAGUGGACAUGGAGAUUGUCUGUUGGAUGCACCAUCCAAAUCAAUGGAGCUUCCCGAUGGACUUCCUGGAACAUCAGCCCAAUAUGACUUGGACAGCCAGUGUCGUCAAGUAUUUGGAAAAGAAUUUUCUCACUGUCCCAAAACACUGCAGAAAGAUAUUUGUUCUCAGCUCUGGUGUCGAAUCCAGGAGAAAAACGAGUGUUUUACUAAAAAUGAAAGCUUGCUUUGGGCAGAUGGAACUCCGUGUGGUGUUAAGCACAUGUGUUGGGAUGGGGUUUGUCUAACAGAAGACAUUGUUGUGAGACCAAAGGUACCAGUGGAUGGCAAUUGGGGUAGCUGGGGUCCCUGGGGAGAAUGCUCAAGGACCUGUGGAGGAGGUGUACGUUUUUCCUACAGGGAUUGCAAUGAUCCAGUGCCACAAAAUGGAGGAAAGUACUGCAAGGGCCAAAGAGCCAUGUAUGAAUCAUGUAACAUACAAGAGUGUCCUGUCAAUGAGCUGAGCUUCAGAGAAGAGCAGUGUAUGAAAUAUAAUAGCUAUAACUUUACAGAUGAAGAAGGAAAUCUUCUGCAAUGGAUUCCUAAGUACUCAGGUGUAUCAUAUCGGGAUCGUUGUAAACUAGUUUGCCAGGCACGUGACCGAAAUGAAUUCAAAGUAUUCCAGUCUAAGGUUGUGGACGGAACACUCUGUGAGCCAGAGAGUUUGAAAGUGUGUGUGCAGGGCCAGUGCAUCAGUGCAGGAUGUGACCACAUCUUAGGUUCCUCCAAAAAACCGGACAAAUGUGGAGUAUGCGGAGGAGAUGGAUCAAGCUGCAGAAAAAUAACUGAUUCAUUUAAUAAGUCAAAAUAUGGAUACACUGACAUUGUCAGCAUACCAGCCGGGGCCACUAAUAUUGACAUCAAGGAGCGUAGUCAGCGUGGUGGUAUCUACGAUGGCAACUAUCUAGCAAUCAAGAAAUCAGAUGGUAGUUAUCUGCUAAAUGGGGAUUUUGCUGUCACAUAUAUGGAACAAGACCUGCAUUUAAGAGGAAUUGUCUUGAAAUAUAGUGGAUCUCUGACCACGCUAGAAAGAAUUAGGAGCUUCUAUCCUCUGCCUGAAUCACUGACAAUUCAAUUACUAUCAGUCCUUCCAGACACUCUCCCCCCCAAAGUGAAAUACUCAUUUUUUAUCCCCAAAAAUCUUUCAUAUGCAAAGACAAAAGCUAAAUUAUCUCAUCAUUCACUCCGGCCAUUGUUAACAUCUCAGUGGACUUUAGGGGACUGGUCUCCGUGCUCCAAGAGUUGUGGUUUUGGCUGGCAACGACGGACAGUAGAAUGUCAAGAUGUGGAGGGUGGAUCAUCAGACCAGUGUCCACAGGAACUAAGGCCAAUAGAUAUUCAACCAUGUGGGGACUUGCCCUGCCCAAUUUGGAGAGUAGGUGGUUGGUCACCUUGUUCUCAAAGCUGUGGGGAAGGUCUGAGAUCACAAAGGAUCUUUUGUAUGGACUAUACAGGCAGAGAAACAGAGGAAGAGAAGUGUGACCCAGGAAAACGUCCUACAAAGUCAGUGAGCUCCUGUAUUUUGGAGGAGUGCUAAGACUGUCAAUAUAAGGAUAUGUAUGGAAGACAUCAUAAGGGCAGCUACUAACACAAGUCCUACUACUACUGAUUGGGGAUGAAAUCAGAUUGACAAAGCACAAGCACAGACAUGUGAUUACAGUUAAUUUCUUUUAGGACCAAUGACUAUACAGCAAAACAUACCUACACUGAGCAAAAUAAAAGGAAAAUUAUUUUAUUAUAGUUAUAUAAAAACUUUACAUCCUCAAAUUCGGUUUAAGGAUAUAUCAGAGAACUUUCUUGAGAAAGCAUCUUGCGUUGCUGAUAUACUUUAUUACUGCAUCACAUUACUGCACUGGUCUCUUUCAAUCUAGAAUGAUGCACAAAAGCAUUGCAUGCCUUUAGAGCAUUACCUGCUAUUGUUCUACAGCAGCAACUGAAGAGGCUGUGCACUAUAUCCCAACAGCAAGAUGAGCCCUGAUUUAACAACUAACAGCAAACUGAAACAUGUGGUGUUUCAGAUAUAAGCUAGGAAUCUACCUCAAUAGGGAAAUACCUAACCUUCUGCAUUAUAAUGUUUGUAAUGACUUUGCAGUUGAGAGGUCCUUUGCCGCAAAAUUGGUGUAUGUUGUGUUGUCUAUAAAUAUUUUUGUAUCCAUUUGA
This is a messenger RNA of Xenopus laevis (African clawed frog), 4401 nucleotides long. It is a transcript of the gene adamts8.L, whose product is annotated as ADAM metallopeptidase with thrombospondin type 1 motif 8 L homeolog. The coding region runs from base 920 to 3778 and encodes 952 amino acids. The transcript has 9 exons. Gene Ontology annotation, biological process: extracellular matrix organization; proteolysis. Gene Ontology annotation, molecular function: metallopeptidase activity; metalloendopeptidase activity; zinc ion binding. Lineage: Eukaryota; Metazoa; Chordata; Amphibia; Anura; Pipidae. The record is from RefSeq and is a predicted model, not a curated record. Gene Ontology annotation, cellular component: extracellular matrix.